Molecule: messenger RNA, 528 nt
Organism: Apaloderma vittatum (bar-tailed trogon)
Lineage: Eukaryota; Metazoa; Chordata; Aves; Trogoniformes; Trogonidae
Product: protein tweety homolog 2-like
Exons: 5
Cellular component (GO): plasma membrane
Molecular function (GO): volume-sensitive chloride channel activity; intracellularly calcium-gated chloride channel activity
Source: RefSeq, a predicted model, not a curated record
GGUACCAGCGACUUCUGCGUGGCCCCAGACAAGUUCAUCAUGAACCAAACGGAGAGCGACAUCAGCGCGGAGGUGGUUCACUAUUACCUGUACUGUGACCAGAGCCUGAGCAACCCCUUCCAGCAGGUAGGGAGGAGCUGGGCACCCCGCUUCGUGCUGCCUAGGGCAGGGGGUGUCCCCGAGGGUUGGACGACUCUGUGACCACUCCCCGCUCCCCCCUCGCAGACUCUCACCGUCUUCCAGCGCUCGCUCACCACCAUGCAGAUCCAGAUCCAGGGCCUGAUACAGUUCGCGUUGCCCCUCUUCCCAACAGCCGAGAAAGACCUGCUGGGCGUCCAGCAGCUCCUCAACUCCUCAGAGACCAGCCUGAACCAAGCCGUGCUUUUCGGUGGGAACCCACGCUAUGAGAACGUCCCCCUCAUCGGCAGAGGCUCUCCUCCUCCCACGUACUCCCCGAGCAUGCGAGCCACCUACCUGUCCGUCACCGAUGAGCACGUCAGGCACCACGGCACCGAGUUCCCGGCCUAA